Molecule: messenger RNA, 6307 nt
Organism: Zeugodacus cucurbitae (melon fly)
Lineage: Eukaryota; Metazoa; Arthropoda; Insecta; Diptera; Tephritidae
Gene: mop
Product: tyrosine-protein phosphatase non-receptor type 23
Exons: 12
Coding region: 124-5679 (1851 amino acids)
Biological process (GO): protein transport to vacuole involved in ubiquitin-dependent protein catabolic process via the multivesicular body sorting pathway; protein dephosphorylation; early endosome to late endosome transport
Cellular component (GO): endosome
Molecular function (GO): protein tyrosine phosphatase activity; protein binding
Source: RefSeq, a predicted model, not a curated record
UGCAUUUUCACUGCAGUCAUUAUUUGCUAAUUGUCAGCUUAUCGAAAAUUUGUUAAUAUAGAGUUUAGUGCAGAAAUUUCUAAGUAUUAUUGUUAAAUCCGAAGAAAAUUAUAUUAUUUAAUAAUGGAGGCUGUGCCGCGUCUUCAUAUGCUAUGGUUUGUGCUAAAAUCCAGUCCAACUGGCACCUCCUUCGCUAAUCUGAAAAAGUAUAUAGCGGAAUUUUACCAAGAAGAUCCAGAAGCGUACUUCAAAGAAGUUUCUGCUUUGGAAACACUUCGAAAUCAAGCUUUACAUCCUGGAAAAGACAAAUGUGCGAUUCUUAAGCGUUACUAUUGUCAACUACAUUCACUACAAAACCGAUUUCCCCAAUUGAUGGAACGUAGCAUGUUCACUUUCACUUGGAAAGAUCUGUACCAAAGUAAUGUAAGCGAAUUUACGGAAUUGCGCUAUGAGAUGGCCGCUGUGCUCUUCAAUAUCGCAGCAUCUCACACACAAAUGGGUGCAUCAGUGACGCGUGGCGACGUGGAUGGUAUGAAAUUGGCUUGUACACAUUUCCAAUGUGCUGCUUGGGCAUUUGGAGAGCUGCGUGAGCGUUAUAGCAACUUAAACGGCGGUGGAGAUUUCAUGACGAACGAAUUGCUGGUGUUUAUGCAACAAGUGUCAUUUGCUCAAGCGCAAGAGUGUAUUUUAGAAAAAUCGCUGAUAGACAAUCGUAAGCCGAAUAUUGUGGCAAAGGUUACAGCACAAAUCGUUGUUUACUAUGGCGCAGCAUUAGCCGCACUACUAACAGGCGGUGAUGAUGGACCAGUAGCACAAGUUGUUGAUAGUUCUGUGUUUAAACUUUGGAAAAAAUAUGUGCGCUUUAAAAUAUCCUAUCUCAACUGCAUAUUAUAUUUGUAUCAAGGACAGCAUGCAGAAGAGCAGCAGAAAAUGGGCGAAAGAGUAACUCUUUAUCAGGCUGCUGCGGAUAAGUUGGAAGAAGCGCGCAAAGAGUCGAAAGGAUUACCUGAUCAAAAGGAAAUUAACGAAUCUCUUAUAUUCACCGCUGAUGUUGUAGAAGGAAAACGAAAAAACGCUAAGAAUGAAAACGAGUUUAUUUAUCACGAAGCAGUGCCGGAACUGUCUUCAAUAACCGCAAUACAGGGUGCAAAUUUAGUGAACGGCACAAGUUUCAGUGUCACCGACCCAGAGGUAGCUGGAGAAGAUAUCUUCGCACGUCUUGUGCCGAUGAAAGCCCACGUAGCUAGUUCGUUGUAUAGUGAAGAAAAAGCUAAAUUGUUGCGAAAAUUUGGUUCCAAUAUAGAGGAGAAAGAUGCUGAACUGGCAAGUUUCAUGAGUUCGCUCAACUUGGAUAACCUUAAUAUUAAUGAGGAGAAAGCCAACAAAAUUCCACAAGGAAUUGUCGAUCGCUGUGCAGAGUUAAAUGCAAAUAAAACCGCAAUACCGGAUCUAAUUUCCGCCAUGUCCCAAUUGGCUGAGAUAUGUACUGAUGUCGAAUCGAAUCUGAAAGAGAUCUCCACCAUUUUAGCCGAAGAGGAGAAUCAAGAAAAAGAAUUUCAAAAGCUUAUUGGCGUGCAACGUACACCUAAUCCGCACAUAACCGAACUGACGCGUGAAUUUCAAAAAUAUACCGAAGCGCAUGCACGCGCUGGCGAGUCCAAUGACACACUGCGUAAAGCAAUGGAGUUGCACGUUAAUAAUUUAAAAAUAUUAUCGCGUCCUCUUAAUGAGAUACAACAAUCCGUACCGAAGCUAAGUGCGGAGCUAAACACCACGGAACUUUUUAAAGAUGUGAAAUUAAUUUUAAACAAAGCAAAUGAAAUGAAAGCGCAACGUUCACAAUUCCAUGCUGAUUUACGAAUUGCAGUGAAUGACGAUGAUAUUACGGCUAAAGUGAUUGCACAUGGCAGCGAUGAGGGGCUGCAGUUACUCUUCGAUCGUGAGUUGGCCAAACAUGAGCGUCUAACGCAAUUAUUGGAUCAAAACAUGUUGGCCCAAGCGAAUAUUCUACAAGCGCUAACAGAAGCCUACGCCAAAGCGGCGCCAGUGCUAAAAACUCUCACUGAUGUCAAGCAUAAACGUGAGGCAUUCUUCUCUUCUCUAGCCGCUUCAUACGAUGUGUACGAGGAUUUGUUAGCCAAAUCGGCUAAGGGUUUAGAAUUCUAUAAAAAGUUAUCAGGCAAUGUUCAAAAAUUAUUGACCAGAUUGAAGGCCGCACGUGAUGUGCAAUCAGAGGAACGCCAGCAACGUUUGAAAAACCAACAUGCAACAACUAAUCCACCCGCUAAUACGGCAAAGCCAGCCACACCAAUUAGUACGUCUACUACAACAAUAUCGACUACUCCAAAAUUGCGUGAUUAUCUGAAAUCUAAAAAUACCACCGCCAGUAGCAUUGCUUCAGCCGGCAUGUCUGAUGGUAUAACAAGUAAUACAGCACCACAAACCUCUCAAUACAUUCCGCCAGUUCGCCCCAAUCCUUUAGGUUCUGAAAAUCCUACACAAGCUGUCUGUUCCUCUGGCAAUCCUUAUGCUACGCACGUAAUGAACGCUAGCGGCGCAGUACCCACGGUGGCACCUAACGAACCGCCACCGCCUUACAGUUUGCAACAACAACAGUAUUAUGAUCCUAAUAUUGCGGGCUAUACAAAUCCCAUGUACCAGCAACAACAGCAAAACAUUGCUCCACCAGCUUACAAGCUGCAAGCAUCACCAAACUCCCAAUUUGCUAAUGUAAAUGCAAACGUAGCAAAUCUAACGGGUACUGGUUACAAUAAUACCGCCAAUGAUACGCUCGUACAGCAACAACAGCUUAUGCAGCUACAUCAACAACAGCAACAACAAUUGAUGAUGCAGCAAGCUGUCGGUGGCACUGCUUCAUAUACGCAACAGCCAACAGCUCUGAAUCCUAUGACAGGUUAUGGAACAAAUGCAACGCAGCAACCUCUAAUGGCUGGUUCGAACAUUCCUCAGGCAGUUGGCGCCACCAGCAAUGCUUAUUCGUAUAAUGCUAACACGGAUGCAACAAAGGCCUUUCCGGCACAAUCGACGCCACAGGCAACCUUUUCGCCGCCACCAACUGGUGUAAAUUCAACGACGCCUCAGCAGACAAAUAAUUACCCCAAUCAAAUGAAUAACUACCAGCAACCUUAUUCCCAAGUGGCAGCAGGCAACUUUAGUACACCAACAUCGCGUCCCUUAUAUGUAUCAACUGCGCAAACUGAUAGUGCCCAAGCAACCGCCGGCACCGCACCACUUUCACUGCAAGCGCCUUAUGUGGUCAAUACUUGGCAGCAAACGGCAAACAGCGCUGCGGCAGGUGCUCAAUAUCAGCCGAACAAUGCUUUCCAGCAACAGCAACAACAGCCGUAUAUUCAACAACAACAACUACAGCAGUCACAGCACUAUCAACCACAGACGCAACAACCACAGCAGCCUACUUAUACUGUAGGUAGCACAAUUGUAGCUGCCAAUAGUGAAAUCCAUGCAACUGCUUCGCCUGCUCAGCCGGGAGUUCAGUUGACAUCUACUCCGCCAAACGUUGCAACUAACAGUCAACCUUACUCCACGGCCACUAAACACCCUGGCUAUAGCUAUAAUCCGCAAACAGGUCAAUAUGAAUACGGCAGUGGCUAUCAACAGGCAAACAAUAAGUAUUACGGUAAAUAUACAUCGUCCAACACAUCGCAAUCAGUCACCGUCGGCACCACCGAUUCGGAGAAUGCGAAUAAGAUGAAUGUAGCCACUGGCUUUGAUUCACCCGUGGUUUCUCACACUAAACAAACAGUGACACAGUCUGUUGCACCAGCAACCGACGCGCCGCACACUGAAGAAACGUCUAAUUUAAGUUACUACUCGGCACCGUAUGGAUAUCAGAGUCAAGGUAUUGCCUCGCCCUACGCCUUGCAAUUGCAGCAGCAACAACAACAACAUCAACAGCAGGCACUAGCAGCGGCACAACAACAGCAACAACACCAAAAGCCGCAACAGACUAAUUACCAACAACAACAUUCCACAUAUAUACAAAGCGGUGCUGCGUCCAUAGCGCCCACACAAACAACAAAGAGCGCCGCCGAGUACUCCUACGGUGCAACGACACCUAAAGUAGAGGUGGCUCCCGCAACCACAAAAGAUGUAAAAUCCGGCGCGGCUGCAGCUCAGCCAAAUGUUGAAGCGAAACCCGCUGCAAAACCCGUUAAGAAGUCAACCAAUAUUGAUUUGUUGACUGAUAUAGACUUCUCAGGCGCUGGCCUAGCUGUGCCACCGCCCAUAUUGCCGCAGCCUGUGUUGAAGCCAGAAAUUGUAGCGAGUCCGCCUGCGAGUCAAGUGGCUGUUGAAGUAAAGUCAAAAGAAGAGGUUUCUGAGCAGAAACAGACCGCAACCACAUUAGCGGCGCCAUUAACGCCAGCCAGCCACACGGCGGUGCCAACAACUCCAAACGCACCGCUUUCACCGCCGCUAACAAAUGUAAAAGCCGGCGCAUCGCCCAUAAAUUCGCCGGCUACACGCAAACCCAGUUUCGAUAAUCUUUCCAUAUGCUCCGAACUGAGUUCGCUGGAUACGAACUUCGACUGGGACUCGGUUUCUGUGCGUAACGAACAGCCAACAGAUAAACAUUCCAAUUUGUCCACAAAUUCCACAACUUUUCAAUUAAAACCUUACGAUCCAUUCAACGAUGACAAAACUUUAAAGUACUUCCACAAAGAGGUGGAACGUUACGAGAAGAUAAUCGAGAGUCUCAAUGUGAAAAUGCUUAAUGGCAAUACACAAUUAUCGGCCAAAUGGAAGGAGCUACACGAACUACUCGCUAAGGAGCCCAAUAAACGUACAACAACCAUUGCUAAAUUGUUUCCGGAGAAAAAUCGUACGCUAGACUGCAUUCCAUACGAUCAUGCACGCGUCAAAUUGGAUAAAGACACUGACGACUACAUAAAUGCCGCAUACAUCAAGAACCUUGGUACCGGCUGUCCCAAUCUGAUUAUAGCUCAAACGCCGCAACAGAACACCAUCAAUGAUUUCUGGUCAAUGAUUUGGUCACAAAAAGCGCGUACUGUCUGUUGCUUGCACACGCCAAAUGAGAUGUUGGAUCCUUACUGGCCGCAGGAGUGUGAGAUUGAAAACCAUUACGAUGAUUUUACUGUUAAGUGUGUUAAAGUGACAAUGUUGUCGCAUUGCGUCGAAUAUAAUCUCAAAUUGUCGAUGCAUGGUGCGGAUGCAAUAAUCGGUUUGUCAGUGCUGCAGAUCAAAGCUUGGACCAAAAGCUUACCGUCGCAAACCAUAGGCAUAGCACGCAACGCUUUGCAGGCGCAUCAACAACGCUGCCUGGAGUUUAACACACCAACCUCGCCGUUAAUAAUGAAUUGCUUAAACGGUUCUGAACGUUCAGAACUCAUUGCCAUAGCAAUUUGUGCUAAUCUUGCACUACAAACGGCGCGACCCGUACUAAUAAAUGUUGUGGAUAUUUGGUAUCGUAUAUGCAUGCAGCGACAGAAUGCUUUGCGCGACAUGGAGACUUUGGAGCAAUCAAUGCAAAUUGUGCUAAAUCAAGCACACGAUGUGCUGAAUAAACGCGGCAUCAUGACUUCUUAUCAAAUGAAAAUUGCACCGCAGAUUGCUUCGAAGGAGAAAGAAGAAAUUAAGGAUCCACUAAAUGAGCUCGAUCCGCUAUGGAAAAUGAAGUAAGCACACCUGCUGCAUUAGCCAGACAGACGCCGCUUUGACUGAUUGUGGCAAGCUUUUAGAAGGCUUUACACUUCUUUACACUUUGCGCAUGCGAUUCAAUCGUUUAGAACUGAACAAAGAAAAAAGUAAAUAAUUGAAACGGAAAGCAAAAACAACACACGAAAAAUCACUGUUUAAAACCAAGUAUUUUUAUUAAAAACAACAAAAACAAAAACAUAAACAAAUUAAUUAAUUAUAAUCGAAGUUAUUAAACAUCAAAUGUUACACUUCAAAUUACAUAAACUUUAAAACGAUUUACUAUUAUUAUUAUACAUACAUACAUAUAUAUUUAUUAGAUAUUCGACGAAUGCAAAAUAAAUUUAAAUAUAAUAAAACGUAUAAUGGAUAUUGAUGACACAAUUAGAAGGUCGCAUUUUCAAUAUUUCACAAUUUAAUUUUUGUACAAGUGUACGGCCCUCAUCUUGUUCAGAAUAAAAGACAUGCUUGUGGGGUUUUCUAACAAUCAUUAUUGUAUUGUAUUUAUUUAUUAAUUGUUUAAUUCUUUGCGGCGUAUAUUCCUAGUAUAUUAUACACAUCGAAAGCUGUUUGGUUUCUCCGUAAAAAGUUUGAAUCACAUAUACAUAUUAAA